Closterium sp. NIES-65 is the source of this 567-nucleotide messenger RNA. The record is from the annotation of a GenBank genome assembly. NCBI's taxonomy places the organism in Eukaryota, Viridiplantae, Streptophyta, Zygnematophyceae, Desmidiales, Closteriaceae.
AUGAUCCUGAUCCGCGGUGCGAGUCUUCGCGCUGCCAGGACGGCGUCGAAGGCGGACCAUCUGAUUUUCGGGUCGGCCUUCGGCUUCGAAGCCCUCGCCAUCCCCCUGUGCACCAGUGGCGGACCUCUUCCCGGCAGGCACUGUAGCGUCCUGCUUGUUGUGCGCCCUGGCGACCUGCUUUUGCCCGACGAGGAGGAGAUCGGGACGUUCUACCGCCACCUCGACCCCAAAACCUCCUCCAAGCGGCACGAGGAGGAGGCAGCCAACGUUCGGAGGUUUUUCGGCGAAUGCGUGAAGGCGGAGUUGAGCCGUGGGGGAAGGCAGUGGACGGCUACGCCUCCUUCCGCCAAAGUCCUCUCCGAACGUCUGGAGAGUCUUGCCGCUCCCAUCCGUGAUGUGAGUUUCCAACGUCCAUGUCGCCUUGUCGCCUGGGCUAUCGUCGUCCAGGCGUCGACUCACCCUUUUCUUCGGCGCCAUGUGCUUCGGAUGUUGAUGCAGAAAUUGCCCGACAUCCUCAAGGAGGAGGUCGCCGGCACGGGGCUGUUGGCGGUCAACGCGUUCGCGUAG